Salpingoeca rosetta is the source of this 288-nucleotide messenger RNA. RefSeq lists its product as uncharacterized. NCBI's taxonomy places the organism in Eukaryota, Choanoflagellata, Craspedida, Salpingoecidae. The record is from RefSeq and is a predicted model, not a curated record. The transcript has 3 exons. Bases 1 to 288 code for a protein of 95 amino acids.
AUGUGCAGCUCCGCUGUCAUCGUCAUCUCCAUUGCCAUCGACCGCACAGCCGCCAUCACACUCCGGCCGACACCAGCUCCAAUCUGGCGUGAGUCAGACAUUGCACAUGUCACUCGCUCUGAUGAGGAGGUGAGCAUGUAUGGUGUGCGGCACACUGCCGUUUGCUCAAGGCGCCCCCUCGACAUGUGCAAGACUUAUCGCAUCAGCUCAGGCACGCAGCUGGUGUUCAGCAAAGAGGGCGGGCGGGGUCUGCCGCGACUACUCCCCGGACCCAAGCAUGCAGGCUGA